UAUUAGAAUCCUAAUUUCACAUUCCAAAAAUCCUACUCCACCCUUCAACUCUAAACCCUACGUCUAGAUUAGUUAACCCUAAGGAUAUAAUUAUCUUUUACCCGUCAUUAAAAGUGAGGGUAAAAGUUGUUAGUGUAAACAUAAAAAGUGGUACUAUGAAUGUGAGGGUAAAAGUUGUUAGUGUAAACAUAAAAAGUGGUACUAUGAAUGUGCUAUUUGUAGCAAUUUCCCAUAAUUGUUUCUAUAAAAAAUUAUGUUAAUUCUUUUAUCUUAAAAUCUUUAAUUUUUUGUAUGGUAAUGUAGAUUAGAUUAGAUUAGAUUAGAUUAGGAAGUUCUAGGAUUAGUUUCCUUUUUAAAAUUUUAAUUAAAUAAAUAAAAAUUCAAAUACCAACAACCAAUCAAAUUAAGAUAAUUAAUUCUAAAGUUCAUCUAUGACUGACACAUAAACACAAGUAACUUAAGCGACUUCUCAGUAAAUAUAUAAUAUGAGCAGUAUGAUAUAAAAAUCGGUAUUAUAAAUUUAUAAUAUACUCAUACCAUUUGGGUGACCCACUUUCCUUUAACAAAAUCCAACAAAUCAACAAACAAAAGAAGUUUACACAUGAUGAGUAUAGCAUUUUCUUUAUCUCGUAUUAUCUCAGACGAUAGGAAGCAAUCCAUCUAGUUAUGGAACUGAAUUAUCAUCAAAGACAACAAAAUGCAAUAAUCCAUCUUCUUAUAAAUUUGCAGUUCCACUUUCUUGCACACUUUAAUUUUAAGUUCUUAUUGAUUGGUUUCAUAAUUUCGGGUAGCAACUUGUCCAUAUAUCUUUUAUCUAAGCUUUAUAUAAAUAAAUAAAAACUCGGAAAGCUCAAUUUCAACCUCAGGAAACAGAAACACAAAAAAGAAUAUAAAAGUAAAGAAAUAACAAAGCAAAAGCAAAAGAGAGUGGUAAGGCUCCACACUCAAACUCUUCACUCUCACUCCUCUCUCUUACCGCUUGCAUUGCAAUGGCUCUCUAUCUCCAAUCUCUCUCCAUCAUCCUCUUUCUCCUCCUCCCCUCCUCCACCGCGAUGUGGUGCGUUGCUCGGUUUGAUGUUACGAGCCAGGCGCUUCAGGCGGCUCUAGACUACGCAUGUGCCGCUGGAGCGGACUGUGCUCCAAUCCAGCCCACUGGUCUAUGUUUCCUCCCAAACACCAUUCAGGCUCACGCAUCUUACGCUUUCAACAGCUAUUUUCAGCGUAGAGCCAUGGCUCCUGGUUCUUGCAACUUUGCCGGCACCUCCACCAUCGCCAAAACUGAUCCAAGUUAUGGAUCAUGCGUGUACCCAAAUUCUUUGAGUAACGCUGGAGGGUCAGCUUCGACCACAACGGUAGGUGGAACGCCGACAGCAACCGCCGGAAAUAUUCCAGUGACGUCACUGAGGCCACCGUCUGGCACCACGGCAUCGCCGUUUGGGAUAGGUGGCAAUGGUCUAAUUCCGCCGGGAAUCACAAACACUGAUGAAUCUGGAGCUUAUAUAAUAAACACGAGUAGUGUCUCAAUAGUACUAUUGGUGGUCUCCGUUUUGUGGUUUAUAUAGGUUUCUGAUUUCUGUAUUCAUUGUAUGGGCUCAACAUUUUUGUUAAAUGGGUAAUCAGACGGAAAGUGGUUUUAGUGUUCAUCGGAUGAUCUAUUUCUGUAAUCUCUUUAUCUAUAAAAGAAAUAGGAA
This is a messenger RNA of Brassica rapa (field mustard), 1691 nucleotides long. Its product is annotated as PLASMODESMATA CALLOSE-BINDING PROTEIN 1. Lineage: Eukaryota; Viridiplantae; Streptophyta; Magnoliopsida; Brassicales; Brassicaceae. The record is from RefSeq and is a predicted model, not a curated record.